UUCUGUUUUAAGAAGUCUACCGCUGUGCCUUUGUCUUAUUUUUACAGGAAUUUGACCGCCAUGGACGCUUUUGGAUGAAUGUCAGCUCUCUGGCUGCUCCGUUUCUGUGUGCGCCUGCUCCGUUGCUAUGGUGAGGUGUACCGCAACAAGUGUCGAUACCUCGGCGUCAUCAGUGUGCGUGAAAACAAUCAACUGAUAAACAACAGGGAACAGAGAUGUGUGAGGGACCUUCGUCUAUAUCUGGGCCGAUCCCCCCGGACCCUUCUCUGUUUCCCCAGUACUACAAGCGACCCGCUUCAGCUCGAGGGCGUUUAGAGGGAAACCAUGAUGGAACUUUGGCCCUGCUCUCAGGGCCACUUGCUCCAGAUCCAGUGUUGUACCCAGGUUGCUAUAGUGCUCGUACCCCAGCACAACAGCCCCGCAUCAGCCCCAAUGCUACCCAUAUCCUUGAACGAGGUCAGAAGGGGGUUGUAGGGGAACUACUAAAACUAGACAGUGUCAAUGUCACCAUUGUUCCAAAACAGAAACAGCAAGUGAUGCAUGACUUUGGUAAAGAGAAUAUCCGUCGACUGCGAGAGAUCCAGAAACGCUGCAAAGAGCAGGAGGCUGAGCGAGCACAGUCCCACUCUGUUCCUGUUAAAGCUCUUUGGACCUCCUCAAAAUACCAGAGCGUCCCAUCCAGGGUGAUGGUCCAGCUACAGGUUUCCAGUCCAACUGUUAAGCCACAGUGUCAAAACUUUCUGAAGGCACAUUCUCAUGGUGGGUCUGCUGCCCCCCAAAGGCCACAGUCCAAAACUUCACAUGCCACUGGGCAGCGUCGGGCCUCCUGCGACUCUGCACAGGACCUCAACUUGGAAUUGCAGGUUCAAGGUCAGUCCAUAGACUUCAUAAAACAUAAUGCCCGGGCUGCAGGAAAAACUGUGCUUCGGCGGUCCCAGUCACUGACAAACCUCAAAGAUAAGACUGUACCCAGUGCAGUCAAGGGGGAGGUUCCUCAAUACCUUGUGGAAAGGAAGGAGCAGUGGCGUAAGGAGAAAGAGGAGAGGAGGAGGAAUGCUCCUGAUCCUACAGUCCCAGCUGGACACACCCAGAUGCCUGAGAAUGACAGACAGGAGACUCUGAAGUCCCUAAAAGAGACCCACCGCUCCCUGGUGACCGAGCUGCUUUCACUGCCUCUCAAAGCUGACAAUCUGAGUGUUCGCUCACGCCGGGCCCAACUUGACUGUAGGCUUUCUGAAAUUGAGGAGGCCAUAAAAAUCUUCUCCAGGGACAGGGUUUAUGUAAAAAUAGAUUCCUAACACAUGAGGAGAAGGAGGGAAGGAAAAGAAGAAGAAAAUGUUCCUGUAAAUAUACUGCUUUAUUGAGACUGAUUUUCAUUUUGUAGUUGCAUUAGGUAACAUUACAUUGAAUCUUGUGACAUAGAUUAUUUUUGUAAUGUGAUUAAAUCAUUUUGUAAGCUAAAGAUUAUUGAAGUGAUAAUGAAACACAUGCUGUAUACAUGCUGCUCAGUUACAUGCAAUUGUCUUGUGGGAAGAACAGAGAGCCAGAUGUUCUACAGACUUAACACAGAAACAUUAGUUCCUAAGGUGUCAUUUGCUGUGGUUUGAUUUAUAAUUGUGAU
Molecule: messenger RNA, 1621 nt
Organism: Archocentrus centrarchus (flier cichlid)
Lineage: Eukaryota; Metazoa; Chordata; Actinopteri; Cichliformes; Cichlidae
Gene: enkd1
Product: enkurin domain containing 1
Exons: 8
Coding region: 216-1298 (360 amino acids)
Cellular component (GO): cytoplasmic microtubule
Source: RefSeq, a predicted model, not a curated record